Anolis carolinensis (green anole) is the source of this 3869-nucleotide messenger RNA. It is a transcript of the gene tec, whose product is annotated as tec protein tyrosine kinase. Gene Ontology annotation, biological process: adaptive immune response; intracellular signal transduction; protein phosphorylation. Bases 345 to 2219 code for a protein of 624 amino acids. Gene Ontology annotation, cellular component: plasma membrane. The record is from RefSeq and is a predicted model, not a curated record. The transcript is spliced from 18 exons. Gene Ontology annotation, molecular function: protein binding; ATP binding; non-membrane spanning protein tyrosine kinase activity. Lineage: Eukaryota; Metazoa; Chordata; Lepidosauria; Squamata; Anolidae.
GCUUGCAGGCUUUGGCUUCCGUUUUCUGUGAGAACAAGCCUCCUCCUCCUUGUCCUCAAACUGAAAACAACUGUCGCCAGAGAAGGCAGAAGGUGAAGAGGAGGCUGCGGGCUCUUCCACACAGCCAUAUCACCCAGAAUAUCAAGGCAGAUAAUCCACAAUAUCAGCUUUGAGCUGGAAUAUCUGAGUCCUCAGUGAAAUAUAAUCCAGCUCAAUGUGGAUUUUAUACCGCUGUGUGGGAAGGGGCCUGAGACACUGAGGCGGGGGCCACAACUUCAACCCUCUACAGUCUUCUUCAGAACUGGAUCUUCAAUGGCCGGGGAAAGAUUGACCAAGUGGCUGAAAUGAGUAUGAACGCUAUUCUAGAAGAGACUCUGAUUAAAAGAUCUCAACAAAAGAAAAGGACGUCUCCUUUAAAUUACAAAGAGAGGCUUUUUGUACUUACAAAGUCGAUGUUGACAUACUAUGAAGGUCGACCAGAGAAAAAAUACAGAAAAGGAUCAGUUGACAUUUCAAAAAUCAAAUGUGUGGAAAUUGUGAAAAAUGAUGGUGCUGUCAUUCCAUGUCAAAAUAAAUAUCCAUUUCAGGUUGUUUACGAUAAUAGCACACUUUAUAUUUUUGCGCCCACUGCAUACAGCAGGGAUCAGUGGGUAAGAAAUUUGAAAGAAGAAAUAAAAAAUAAUAAUAACAUAAUGGUGAAGUUCCAUCCUAAAUUCUGGACAGAUGGAAUCUAUCAGUGUUGCAGACAAACAGAAAAAUUAGCACCUGGUUGUGAAAAAUAUAGCCUCUUUGAAAAUGGUAUGAGGUCAUUGCCUGUGCAAAUGCCAGAUAAAAGUAAGAGACGACCCCCACCUCCGAUUCCCCCAGAAGAAGAGGAAGAAGAGGAAGAAAUAGUAAUAGCUAUGUAUGACUUUCAGCCGACGGAACCUCAUGACUUGAGAUUAGAAAGAGGUCAAGAAUAUACCGUGAUUGAAAAAAACGACAUUCAUUGGUGGAAAGCAAGAGACAAAUAUGGAAGCAAAGGAUAUAUUCCAAGCAACUACGUAACAGGAAAGAAGUCAAAUAGUCUAGACCAAUAUGAGUGGUAUUGUAGAAAUCUGAACAGAAGCAAAGCUGAACAGCUCCUCAGAAACGAGGAUAAAGAAGGUGGUUUUAUGGUAAGGGACUCCAGUCAGCCGGGUUACUAUACAGUAUCUCUUUAUGCAAAAUUUGGAGGAGAAGGGUUAUCCGGAAUAAGACACUAUCAUAUAAAGGAAACACCGCAAAACCAGUACUACCUGGCAGAAAAACACCUGUUUAACUCAAUUCCUGAAUUAAUUGAUUAUCAUAAACACAAUGCUGCAGGUCUUGUGACAAGGCUACGAUAUCCAGUCACCCCAAAGACAAAACCGACCACAGCGGGAUUCAGUUAUGAGAAAUGGGAAAUCAAUCCAGCCGAGCUCACCUUUAUGAGAGAACUUGGCAGCGGUCUCUUUGGCGUGGUGCGUCUUGGCAAAUGGAGAGCACAGUAUAAAGUGGCCAUCAAAGCAAUCCGAGAAGGUGCAAUGUAUGAGGAGGACUUUAUAGAGGAAGCUAAAGUGAUGAUGAAACUGACCCAUCCAAAGUUGGUCCAGCUCUAUGGGGUUUGCACUCAGCAGAGGCCGAUUUACAUUGUGACUGAGUUCAUGGAGCAUGGCUGCCUUCUGAAUUAUCUUCGACAAAGGCGUGGACACUUCAGUAAAGACAUCCUGCUGACAAUGUGCCAGGAUGUAUGUGAAGGAAUGGAAUACCUGGAGAUAAAUAGCUUUAUUCAUAGAGAUCUGGCUGCUCGGAACUGCUUAGUGAACGAAUCAGGAGUAGUGAAGGUCUCUGACUUUGGAAUGACCAGGUAUGUGCUUGACGAUCAGUACACAAGCUCUUCGGGUGCUAAAUUUCCUGUGAAAUGGUGUCCUCCAGAGGUUUUUAAUUAUAGUCGAUUCAGCAGCAAGUCAGACGUCUGGUCUUUUGGGGUUCUUAUGUGGGAAGUGUUUACUGAGGGCAAAAUGCCUUUUGAGACCAACACCAACUAUGAAGUAGUGACUAUGAUUAGCAAAGGAUAUCGUCUGUUUCGGCCAAAGUUGGCUUCUAAAAGUAUUUAUGAUGUUAUGAUGGUGUGCUGGCAUGAGAAACCAGAGGACCGCCCUACAUUUCAUGAUCUGCUGCAGAUGAUUGAUGCUAUAGUAGAGAAUACCUCCUCCUGAGAAGGCAUGAUGGAAGCACAGACAUGUCCAGUGAAGGGGCUGCUUUUCAAAGUAGCUACUGUACUUUUACUGAAACAGCAUGGCAACAUAUGCUGCCUAGAAGAACCUCACUGUAAAGGCCACAGUGUGGGCUCUUCCCUUACCUCAAACAAAGGAAGAGUUUUACUGAGUAAAUUCCCUUUUUGCUCAGACUUUUAAGUGACGUCAACUCCCCUUGAGGUGAAAAAUGUGCAAAUGCAGCUGGAGGAAGAGACAGGGCUGAAACCACCCUUUGUGCUCUGAGCCACGAAACACUGACUGACCUAUGCACAGGUCCUUUCUCCUUUCAGGAAACAAUUGUUUCCAUUCCAAGAUUCUGAAGAGCGUAAUUUACCAUCUGCCUCGAGCCAUUACAACCACAGUAAUGUAUCAGAUGUCUUCCUAAAAGUCUUGUUGCUCACAAUAUGUGCCCACAGCUAUAAAUACUGCUGCUAGUUCAUGACUUUGAUAUUGUCUUUUCUGAUGCUCUUUAAAAGGAGGCACAAGAGUACUUAUCUACAGACUCAGAGAACCUCCAUCAUGGCUUAACAAUUGUUCCCUUUCUUUGCUAUUGCAAAGUAUUCCUGGUGAAUUUGGAUGUGGAAAUUGGCAAAGCUAAAGCCACUCAUAUUAACAUUGUUCCACUGUAGCAAUAUAGAAUGGAACUUGGUAUUUUAUUUAUUGUGUCAGAAGCGAACCGGGAGUACAAGUUGUAAUGUAUUUGAAAACACAAUUAAAAAAACAACAAUGGCAUUAUACUAAAUGCCCUUUGACCAAUGGCUGGCCACUUGGAGUAUCUCUAAUGUUGCUGUAAGAAGGUCCUCCAUACUGUAUGUGGCAGGGCUCAGGCUACAUUGUAAUAGGUGGUCUUGGUUUGCAUGGAACUUGGUGAAGAUCUGGAAAUGGAGAUGGAUAAUGUGUCAGGAAGACUUGUAUUCCGGCCUCUGCUUGGUUAUGAAAUUCAGGAGGUUGAGAGGUUUGGGGGCUGAUGACUACUUUUCAGCCUAACCUACCUCACAGGGCUGUUGGAAGGAUGCAGGGGUAAAGGGGAAGGGGGGUGGGUAUACAAAUACAGUGUUGCUUGAAGGGACUGGAAGCUGCUGUGACUCACCUAGGUGCACCAUCUAGGGUAUUAGUAAACAAUAAAGCUAGUGAGCUUGGUGUGGGCCUUUAAACACAGCAUUCAUAAUUAAUAAAUUAAAAUACAGUCUACAUAUUGUAAAUAUAUAUACUGCACAUAUGUAUUUAUAUGAAGAGGAAAUUUGUUCUUUGCAAGAUUUGAAAGCAGAAUUCAUUAAAUUGUUAUUAUAUGUUGCACAUAUAGGUCUGAGUCCUAUUGGCAAACCCUAACUAGAGUAAGCCCGUUGAAUCUGCUGUUGAAGUCAUCGUACACGUAGAUCCAGUUUAUUCAAUGGGUCUACACUAGUCAAGGCUAGCAAUAGGAUUCAGGCUUUGGUUUAACACAUAACUCCUAUAGCAGAAAGAAAACAUACUCCAGUCUUCGCUAUAAAUUGGGAAGGUCCUGGGUGAAUUUGUUAUUCUACCUCUGCGGCUGAUAAUGUUCUUUAAUAAUGAAAUAUUAUGCAACAGAUUGUGCCUAAUAAAUCCAUGUUUUUAAAAAAUCCUGAUAAA